AUGUCCGAUUGAAAAGAUUUGGAAAAAAUCGUCCAAAAUCGCGUGGCCCAAAAACCAAGAAUUGAAAGAGUUGGGAAAACUCACAGAUUGUUGUCCCGUGUCAAUGAAUUAAAAGAUGAAAGGUUCAGUUCAAUGGUUGGAGUUGGGGUACUGGAAAUUUUUAAUUAAUAUCAAAAAAAUUGGCCAAAAGUACGAGGAAUAACGGAAACUUUUAAUUUAAUAAUUUAUUUUUUCGAAAUAAAAUAUAUUCAUCAAGAAAAGAUUACACGAAAAUCGUUGGAAGUUUUGAGACAACGUACCAAAACAGACCGAUUAUCAUAA
Messenger RNA from Caenorhabditis elegans, 321 nucleotides. Lineage: Eukaryota; Metazoa; Nematoda; Chromadorea; Rhabditida; Rhabditidae. The record is from the annotation of a RefSeq genome assembly.